Messenger RNA from Drosophila yakuba, 993 nucleotides. Its product is annotated as phenoloxidase-activating factor 2. The record is from RefSeq and is a predicted model, not a curated record. The transcript is spliced from 2 exons. Gene Ontology annotation, biological process: proteolysis. The coding region runs from base 50 to 931 and encodes 293 amino acids. NCBI's taxonomy places the organism in Eukaryota, Metazoa, Arthropoda, Insecta, Diptera, Drosophilidae. Gene Ontology annotation, molecular function: serine-type endopeptidase activity.
UGUAGCUUAAAAUGUUAUUUAAAUUUGAAUUGAGUCUCGGAGAGCUAACAUGUUCGCUUGGACACUAAUAGUGGCACUUUUUGUUUUUGGCGCGGCGGAAAAUGAAAAAGCCGACCUUUUGCUAGUACCUACAAAGUGCGGACAAGCCAAUCCAAAUGCUUUGAAAGUGGACUUUAAUAUUACCGAUGGUCAAGCAAAACCAGGCGAAUUUCCGUGGACCAUAGCUGUGAUUCACAAUGACAGCUUAGUAGGUGUUGGCUCUUUAAUUGCCCCAAACGUAGUUCUCACAGCGGCCCAUCGGAUAUUCAAUAAAGACGUGAAGGAUCUUAUCGUCAGCGCGGGAGAAUGGAAGUACGCAGAUCCUUUGGAAAAAUAUCCAAUUGAAGAGGCGGAUGUGUCAGAAAUGGUUAUUCAUGAGUUGUUUGAUUAUCGGAAAGGAGAAAACAACUUGGCGCUGCUCUUCCUAAAGGAUCAUUUCCCAAUCACAUUCAAGAUUAAUACCAUCUGUUUGCCCACCCAGAGAAGAUCGCAUACUUCCACUCGCUGUGUGGUGGCUGGUUGGGGUAAAAAACGGUUCAGCGAUAAGAAACAAACAAGCAUCCUGAAAAAAAUUGAUUUACCGAUCGUACCCAGGGAUGCAUGUCAGGAGAAGCUGCGAAAAACCAGGCUGGGCCCAAACUUUACACUGCCUCGUGGGUUGAUUUGUGCCGGUGGCGAGAAGGACAUUGAUGCAUGCACCGGCGAUGGUGGUGCAGCUCUUUUCUGUCCAAUGACCGAGGAUCCCCAGCAGUUUGAGCAAAUUGGCAUUGUCAACUGGGGCGUGGGUUGUAACGAAAAAAACUUUCCGGGGACUUAUACAGAUGUUUUUGAAUAUAAGCCAUGGAUUGAUAAGCAUUUGGAAGUUAAUGUAUAUUUACCCGAUGAUAAUUAAUAUGCAAUUAUAUAAUUAUUUGAAUCCAAAAUAUAGUUCAUCCCACUUCUACUACUUCUAAA